Molecule: messenger RNA, 2030 nt
Organism: Ictalurus furcatus (blue catfish)
Lineage: Eukaryota; Metazoa; Chordata; Actinopteri; Siluriformes; Ictaluridae
Gene: tspan31
Product: tetraspanin 31
Exons: 6
Coding region: 218-853 (211 amino acids)
Cellular component (GO): membrane
Source: RefSeq, a predicted model, not a curated record
GAAGUGUGUAUGUUUUGGGAUUAACCGGAUGCAGCUCAGAUUUACCCACAAUGCACUGCGAAGCGCUCCUAGCAGUAGCACCUCUCUGUAGGCUGUAGAUGAUCUGUGGUUUUUGCAGGUUGAACCGAGCAUCCUGUUGGCUGUGAAGCAGUUAGCACAGCUCACAGCGGGGACAAGAGGAGCUGUAGACUGUAGAUUAAAUGCCUCAGGGUUCAUCAUGGUGUGUGGAGGAUUUACCUGCUCGAAAAAUGCUCUCUGCGCUCUCAACGUCGUUUACAUGUUGGUGGGGCUGCUCCUGAUUGGUGUAGCAGCGUGGGGGAAGGGCUUCGGGAUCGUGUCCAGUAUCCACAUCAUUGGUGGUGUGAUUGCCGUGGGCUUUUUCCUGCUGCUCAUCGCCAUCGUCGGCCUCAUCGGAGCCGUCCAUCAUCAUCAAGUCAUGCUCUUCUUUUACAUGGUCAUUCUGUUCAUCGUGUUCCUCUUCCAGUUUGGUGUGUCCUGCUCUUGUCUGGCCAUGAACCAGGAUCAGCAGGAGAAGUUGAUGAACUCCACUUGGAGAAUGAUGAGCAAUGAGACCAAGGCAGAUUUGGAGGACAAGCUGGACUGCUGUGGCCUGUUCAACAACACUGCAAGCCGCCCGCAGUUCGAUGUUGACGUGGACCUUUGUAAAGCUAGCUGUGUAAAAUCUCACUGCAUGACGUGUGGUCAGAAAAUGCUGCAGCAUGCAUCCGAGGCCCUGAGGAUUCUGGGUGGUGUGGGCCUCUUCUUCAGCUUCACUGAGAUUUUAGGAGUUUGGCUGGCCAUGCGCUACAGGAACCAGAAAGACCCCCGAGCAAACCCCAGCGCAUUCUUAUAGUCUCCCAGCCUCCACCCGGUCCCACAGUGCAGCAGCGUAGAUGAGCGUUUCCUCUUCCCUUUGCACACCCGGAGGCACUCAGUCAUUCAGCACGGACUUCAGACUGUACACUGACUUGCUGCUCUCUACAUGCCUUCUCACUGAUUUUAUGGCACCAAGAGCUAAAGAGCCCAUUAAAAAAAAAAUUCUUUUUUUUUUUCUGUCUAGAAUCUUCUUCUUCUAUCCUCCAUAGUGAGAGCGAAAGCUGGACGUCUCAUGAAUGAUAGGAUGAUGUUUGGUAUUUAUGUCUUGAUCUCCAGUCCGACAGUGUGACCUACAUCAUGACCCCCCCCCCCCCCCCAUCCUUGAUUUGAGAAAAGGUGUCCCGGACAGAGAUUCAGCUUUGAUAAGUGCAUGCUCGUAGCCAUUACUCCAGCUGGUCCGCUCUGUUACACAGCACUAGUACUCCACCCGGCAGAUCCUCAGUCAGUUAUUACACGCCGUAUAGUUUUACCAGUGUGGGCUUUUAGUGUCAGUGAAGCAGCUAGUUCAUAGUUUUUUAUGUCAGCUGGUCAAGGUGUGACAUCUGUGAUUACUGUAAUUUACUUCCUACACCUUUGAGAUGUUUCUUGCUGAUGCGAGUUGUUGUUGUUGUUGUUGUUACAGAUGUGCGACAUGACGUGAGAGUUUUAGCUGAGGAAUUAGAUUUUUUGUUCAGUACGUUGUGUAACUGAGCCACGCAGAAGCCAGCAGACUGCAGCCCUGAUGUGUAAAUAAAUACAUGUGUCUCCGUGAAGGUUUGCUUCUCUCAUACAUACAUACACGCAUACAUAAUACAUACAUACAUAAUACAUACAUACACACAUACAUACACACAUACAUACAUACAUGUUUCAUUUGCUCCUCUCCAAGGUACAACCCGCACUGGAACUUUAACACUCUCGUGUUUCUUGGUAUUAAUCGCAAAUAUUUUCUUUUUGCAAUAUAGUGAAUCACAGCUGGCUUUUUUCUUUUUUUUGUGUGUGUGUGUGUGUGUGUGUGUGUGUGUGUGUGUGUGUGUUUGUGUGCGCGCACGCUUUAACUCGUGGGCAAAGUUCUUCCACUGCCAUCACUUUAAUCCGGGUGUCUCAUCUCAUUCUCACCUCUUAAGUCAAUGGUAGUGUGUAAUAUUUUCCAGAAUAAAUUUUUUUUCCAUGUU